Messenger RNA from Aphis gossypii (cotton aphid), 1512 nucleotides. RefSeq lists its product as uncharacterized. The transcript has 5 exons. Lineage: Eukaryota; Metazoa; Arthropoda; Insecta; Hemiptera; Aphididae. The record is from RefSeq and is a predicted model, not a curated record. The coding region runs from base 887 to 1417 and encodes 176 amino acids.
CAAUUUUAUUUUUUUAUAUUUUAUUCAUUUUAUUUAUAUUUUCAUAUUAUACGUAUGUAUUAAUUUAUAUUUUAAAUAUUUCAUUAUUCAUCUGAUUUUUUUAUUUCACUGACAUUUUGUAAAUUAUUAAAACAUAUUUAUUUAUAAUUAAUUAUACUUGCAUUUUAUCUUACUUAUUGUUUUGCUGCAUAGUUUGAUGAAUACCUCGGUCCAUGUUGUUGCGUUGAAUAAGUAGGUUUUAGUUUAUCAAUUAAAAAAUGAAUUAAGAAUCAAACUGUUUCUUCAAAUUAAUAUUGUAUUUAAUUUAGAUUAAUUAUUAAUAAAACUUAACUAAUAUCAAAAACCUUGCUUGAUGAUAGUGUUGUAAUAAAGUCAGCGACUUACACAAGUACUGAAAGACUGAGGAUAAUAGACUAUAACCUACUCAAGAGCACUUUGUAAAUGACUAUAAGUCUAAAAAUAUUGAAUGAUUAUGAACCAGAUUUAUAGUCUGAUCUAGUGGUGUGAUAUGUGAUCACGCCAUAUUUCACUUUGAUCACAGAUAUUUUUUAUAGAUUAGGUAAAAAUAUGAUCACGCUAUAUUAAACUUUGACUACAGUAAUUUUUUUAUAGAAUAGGUAAAACUAUGAUCACGCCAUAUUACAACGCUACCACAGUUAUUUUAUAGAUUAGGUAAAACUAUGAUCACACCAUAUGAUACCACAACCUUACAAAUCUGUAUAUAAGUGAUCAGUAGACAUUGAUUAUAGUUAGUGUUAAAUCUCAACAUUGUCUAUAAAUUUUAUGUUUCGUCGUUUCAUACCGUAAUAUAUCCGUUUGCUACAAGUCGAUAACAAACCAAGUAACACAAUUUGAUCAGGUAUAUUUAAUAUAUAUAAAAAAUAAUAUGUCGUACUAUACUAAUGUAUCUGCAGGCGAAAGCUCUUCAAAUGAUGAUAAUGAAAGUAGUAUGCUAUCAACACUAUCAUCUUCUUUAAAACCGGUAAAAAUGCAGAAUAAAAAAAGAAAAAAUGAUACUGAACCAAAAGUUAAAAUGACUAAGGCUGGAAAGCGAACAGAAUCAAUAGAGACGUACAAGGAUGCCUUAGCUAGUGUAAUUUCGAAAGGAAAUAUUGAAGAUAACGUUUCUAACUCAAUAACAUUGACGGAAGGAAAUUACACGUAUACGAUUCGGUGUCCAGUAGCGCCAAAAUGCGAUGACUACUACGUCAUUCAACAUUAUAAAACUAGUGUUAUAAAGGACAUUCCGUCACUUGAAAGAUGGAAACAUUCUGAAGCUAGUGUAAAGUUGUACACUAACAACACCUUUCCUGCUGACAACGAAAUAUCUAUAAAAAUAAAUGAACUAAUUCGGACAAUUUUAAAUCGAUGUUCAUCGGAUCCGAAACGGAAGAUUGUGAAAAACAGUAAAAAAUAAAAAAAAAUGCAAAUAUAUUAUUUUGUAAAAAUUUUUUAUUGGUAGUACCUAUAAAUUAUGAUAUUUAAUAAAAUUAUUAAAAUUGAUAAAAUUAA